AUGGAGGAAGUUUCUCCUCUAGAUAUGGAAGUCUAUGUAUCGACUUUUCAAUUAGCCAAGGAUCUUGAACCUGAACACAUACCCCUACCAGAGAACGUUACAGAGCUCGAAGAACUAACUGAGAAUGAUUAUAUUUCGCAUCCGAGUAAACAUGAGCAUAAAGGAAAGCUGGAGCAUGUUUCUCGUUUUCCUGGGGGAAAAGUUCAGGAUCCAACUCCGCUGCCAACUAGAAAACUCGACCUUACCGAACUACCUCUGCAGGCCAAUGAUUCAGAGAACGAGAUAUCGGUAAUUACAGAACCAAACCGGUCCGACCAAAAAGAAAAGCUGGAGGUUGUAAUUUCACCCCCUAAGAGAAAGGCUGAGGGACCAGCUUUUCAACCACCCGAAGAAAUUGACUCUGCAACUAUACCUCUGCAAGAAGACAAGGAAGAAAUCCACGGAUUUUUGGAGGCGGCAGAACAUCCUUUCGGUCAACCACCUCCUGCUGCAGUUGAGAUGUCCCAAUCAGCUGAUAUCGUCUCUGAGGACUAUGAAGAUAAUUCCCUGUUGCCGAAAUCACUUAAGUCUCUCGCCUCUGAGUUAUCUCUGGGGGGUGAAGUGCCUCACAUUGAAUUUUCUGUUGACAAUACCGAAAGAAAUACACGGCAGCCAAAUAAGAAAAAGGGGAAGAAAGGAAAGAAGGUCCGCAAAUAUACUGUGGGGGAGACUGAAACUGGCGACUUUAAGGCUUCAGAAGCGGAAGCGAGCAAAGAAGUUAAGUCGGAACAACCUGCAGGUACCGUCGAUUCUUCCGUUCAAGAUAUAAAGGAGCUUGAGUCAGUACCACAGUUUCCAGAGGGAGUUGACACUGGGCCUCCGUCGGAGAAGGCAACAAAUGAGAGUGCAGAGAUCAAUGCAACCAAUUACGUCUCACCACAUCCAAUAGGCGAAAUCGAUAUACAAAUCGACACGUCUACAAAGGCUUCUAAAAAACAAAAAAGAAAGGAUAAGGAGAAACAAAAGUUAUUGGAAGCCCCAGAGGGUCCGCCAAUUCAAUCAGGUUCUUCAAAUGACAUUCCCUUAGUCGACAUUGUUACGGAGCGAAGCACUGAGUAUGAGCCCAAAUCUGAGAAAUUAACGGCGGAGAAUGACAUCGUUAUGGGGGAAGCUACACCAGCAGGUUUACCCAAUGCCAUUAGUAAGGACGGGCAACCAGUGGAUGAUGUACAUCCAUUAUCUCAGUUGAAGGUUGUAGAAGAUCCAAUUAUAAACGCAAGAGCGUCUCCAUUGGCUGAAAAUUACCUCACCUCCCAGAAUACUGAACAAGAUAUUGGUCGAGACUGUCCCACAGAUACUGCUAUUGCGGGGAACGCCCUUCAACCUUCCCUCUGCAAUGAAGAGCUUGUUUCUAAGGAACUUGAGAGCGAUAAGUUGUUCCAACAUGAUACACCUGCAAUUGACACCCAAAAAUCAAAGAAAGGGAAGAAGAGUAAAAGGAAGCGCCAAUCGGUAAUUUGUGGUGAUGAGGCCUCUGGAGUCGAAAGUUUUCAGCCAAAGUCCGCGUCACUCCAUGGGGGUGAUGCCAAUGAACCUCAACUUGAAAUAGAGCCACUCCCCUUUACUUCAGUUAGCAAUCCUGGAACUAAAGCAUCAAAAAGCUCGAAAGAAAAGCGGAAAGCCAAAAAGGACAAGAAAUGGACAACUGAUGACCCUUCUACAACUGAAGAACAUCAACUGUCUAAGAGACUCGAGCGUGCUGAUGCUGAUGCAACUUCAGAGCCUUUGAGCCAUUCAAGGAUUGUGGAAAUAGAAGCUCUGGCGAAACCAACAUCUUAUUUACACGAAGAUGGGAUUGAAACAUCUAUAGCAGAGCUUUCUGAAGCUCAAUCAUUUUCCAUCCGAGAUGCAUCAGACAUGCCUGCCAUCCCCGGUGCAUGGGCAGACGACGAUGAUCAAGUUCUCUACACUUCAGGCAUAGACAACGAAACAGUUUCCCGCAAUGCGCCACCUGCCAAUGACGACGGUAAUGAAUUUCAGAUUUUAAAAAAUAAGAACAAAAUGAGCAAGAAAAAGUGCCGAUUUUCCGAUUGGACUGAUGAAAGUACGUCUUUGCAGAUAGAAAUGAAAGAUAUUUCGGAAUCAACAACGCCUAAUCCUUUGAGGCAAUUGCGUAAACCGUCCACUGCAUCUAGUGAACUUCCUGAAGCUACUAUUCCGAAGUCUGAAUCAUUCCAAGUUGCUCCUGAAUUCGCUCCUGCACAGUCGAUUUCCGAUGCAGAAAAUUCCCAAGAGUCCUUCACACAAGCUGGCCACAUUGAAUCGUCCAAUUGUACGUAUACAACAUCUGAAAUUCCCAGAGACUUUAUGCACGAGGCCGUCUCGCCAAAACCUAAAGGUGGUUCAUUCAAAGGUUCUCCCCUGCAACCUUCCGUUAUCGACGGCGACAAAUUAUUAGAUGUUAUAACCAAAAGCGAACGGAGGUCCUCUGGAAAUGAAAAUGGUCUCGUUUCAGUUUCUGAUGAAAGGGAGGAGUUACGGAGCAAACCUCCCAAUCCAGGAGGGCCAAAAACUGAAGUUGUUAUUCAAGCCGGCGUUGGGGAAGUUAGAGCAGUCGGAGAGACAACAGAAGACUUGAUUGUUCUUACAACCGACGACGGCGUUCCGUCUGACGAUCCAGUCUCUAAAACUCUGACAAUGACUGAAGUACACGCUCUUUCAUUUUCAGUGGAGGAAGCAGCACCACUUUUCCCACAACUAUCUCCACAGCCACCGGUAUCUGAAGAUUUUGAUUGUGUGAUAGAGAAUGCGACCAAUAAUGACUCAAAUUCUGUAUUGGAACAAGGAAACAUUGUUAUCUCACCGACAAAAGAAAUUGACCUGUUGGCAUUUGGUGGGCCACUUGUAGCGCUAAGGGUGGAGUCCAAAAAACAACCACAGACAAAAGAUGAAGACAGACACAUUUCGAGUAACAUGGACGCUCAAAAUCUCAUGGGCGCAUAUCUUUCCGAUGUCAUGUUUUCUGAAGAUAUUCUUCUCUCAGCUUUGCCUGAAUCUUGCGAUCCCAAUUCCACAAAGCCAGAUAUAGGGCCUGUACCUGAUCCUCAACUUAACUCUGAGCCCGACAGCUGGAAUGCCACGUCAACAGAAAAAGGGAAGAAAAAGUAUAACAAGAAAAGCCGGGAUACUCAUGAAAAUAGAACUCCCACAACCAAUGAACCAAAUACUAAUCCUUUUACCGACACCGCCACUACAUUUGAUCCCGGCGAGUUGAUCCUUGAGUUGACGAACGAAAAUAUUGAUAGAAAGGCUUGUGACUGGGAUGUACCGAUAACUAAGAAGGACAAGGAGAAAAACACAAAGUCUCUUCAUCUUGAAGAAAGUAGUUUUCCCACUCAGUCAACUAAAAUUCUACAUAUUACCGAGAAUCCAUCAUUUGCAUCGGCAGAUGCAGAAUAUGAGGGGAGAGAUAUCCUUUUGAGUGUCACCUCCACUGACGAGGGGAAGAAGAAUAACACGAUAAACCCCGUUUUACAAGAAAGUAACGUCAUUCCUGGUAAGCGGCUUGUGGGUGAUCAUGUGGCAUCUGAAGAAAACGAAGUACAAUUUGAGCAGCGAGAGGCUGAUAGCUUGAACGUCUGGGCCACCAAUCUAGAAAAUGGAGACAAUAAAAAUAAGGAAAUGGACUCAGCGUUUGGAAAAGAUAAAGUCAUCUCUGAUAACCAUUCCAGUGAAGAUUUUGCGAACGUUUUGGAUGACGCAAAACCAUCUGGAGCAACACAUGUAAAUGCAGAACAGAAGGAAGUUGACAGCUGGAGCACUACAAGUACAAAGAAGGGCAAAACAAAAAAUAGAAAGACGCAAGCUGUUCAAGACGACCCUUCUCCUUUAGCUGUUCCUGAGCCUCAGACCCAGAUGGAAUUUGACCCUCAGACAGAACUGAGUCACCAGGAAUGGAAUUCUACGUCGGAAAAACCAGGGAAGAAAAUUGGAAAGAGUCGAGAUGGUCAACCUGAAGGUACUCUGGUUGCGGAAUCCUUACAUCUCCUGCCCAAGACAACAGAGCCUGAACCAUCAAAAUCUCCAAGUCGUGGCGCGUCGAAAAAGGAAAAGAAAGCCAAAAAGAAGGGAAAGAGAGAACUUUGGGGUACAAAUGAUGAUGACAAAGAUGAUGUAGUGAAAGCCAUCCAAGUUCCGGAUGAACCGUUUAACACUAUCAACCGCGGUCCUGCUCUUCCAACCGAGACACAAACCACUGAAGCACAAGCUCUCACCGGGGUCCACGCUACAGAGGCACAAAUAAUUGCUGCAGAGAAAUUUGAGAAAGAUGAUUUUCCAGCGCUUGAGAAAACUGCCAGAAGCUUGGCAUUGGAACAGAAACUGCAGGUUGCUAAUGAAAUUAAGGAAACCCAAUCUGGUGUUGACAAUGGGUCUUCUCUUCCAGCACCGGCUAAUCCUGAGUUGAACCCCCAUGAGACGAAGGGCGACUAUGCAGAUGAGAAUUAUAAGGAUAAUGUUUGGGAAGGGCUAUCGAACAAGAAAAUAUUGAAAAAGGAUAAGAAGAAUAAGAAGGGAACAAGGCAUGCUGUGGACGUCGAAGAGAAGGUUGAAAAGCCAGUGGAGGAUGUGAAAGAAGUAGCAGAGCCAAGUCAGGAGGCAGUACCUCAGGAAAGCGCAUCAUUGAAAAGAUUUCUAUCAAAGAAAGAAAAGAAGAAGAAACAACUUCUGAAAUUUGAUGAGUCAACAACGCAACCGGAACUCCUUCCCAUACUUGACGUAUCUGCUACAGAAAUUUCUCCAGAGAAGGACGAUGGAUUCACAGAAGUACCACAAAACCCGGAGCCUACAGAGUCACCAAUAAGAAAGGGAGUCUUCGAUAAACCACAAAAUGAGGAUUACGAUUACUGGCCGUCAAUUGAUUGGCUUCAAGAUAAGGCUUUGAAUUCUCAGUCGAAGCCAAAGGAACUCGAUACAUCGUCACUCGAUUUGUUCCUCUCGGGUGAUGAGCCAAACCCAAGAGAGGAUCAUUUCACACAGCAAUCGCCACACUCACCCAAACUAGUUGAUAAUUCUAUUGGCGACUUCGAUGAAGAUGCCAGCCUUGUUGGUCAGAGUGGAGGCGAUAAAUCAGCUGCUGAUUCGCUCUUGUCGUCAUCAAGCAAGCGAGUUCCUCCUGAGCAUAAGUGUGUUAGCGACCACCGGCCAGAAAGCGUUCUCAAUAGCGAGCUACCUUCUAUUUCACUAGACGCUGACGUCGGCACUGAAGCUCUCCUGGAAGACUUUGAUGUCGCUGGACUCUUGAAAGAAAAUCUCAGUGAACGAUUGCCUUCCCCGCUUUCAGUUCCGCAAUCACCGGAUGCGGUUCUAGCCUUGGAAAAAGGCCCGGCAAUAGAAUCACCUGAAAAUAUGGAAGGUGCUCAUCCAUCUAUUGGAUUUUCAGCGGUGACCAUAAGCGAUGACUUUUGGGCUGUUGGCGGAAGCAAACAGAAAAAGAGUAAGAAAGGUAAAGGUAAAAAGAAAGCGCUUGAACAAGAGGGCUGGGAAAUUUUGAGCCAUUCUGGCCCUCUUGCAGAUGAUCCUGCCGAUACCGAACCUCCUGGUUGCAACACCACCAAAGCGCUACCCGAAAUGUUCGUUGAAAGCCCCGCUGCGGCUACACAUGUCGAAGCAGUAGAACCUCCUAUAGCACCUGUAAUUACUCGAAUGAAGGAUGACAAUGACAGUUUUUGUGGGGUUAGUGGUAAGAAAGGAAAGAAUGGCAAGGGUCUAAAGAAGAGACAGAAGGACCAGCAGGACGUCCAUGUUGAUGAAGGCCGAGCUCCCCAUCAACUCCUGGCGGAGACUCUAGAAACGCACGCUUCAAAGGAGGUCACUUCAUCAAGAUCACAUUUGGAGGAGCAUGGCAAAUCACAACCAUCCGGAGUAGUAGCCAGCGUUUUCCCGUUCAUUGAACGGGUAUCUAGAAGAUACCCCUCUGAAGAUGCGGCCUCCAAAGAGACACCCACACAGGAGAUACAAUCAGCCUCGACAAAAGAUUAUAUCUUUCCGCUACUCUCCGACCUAAAAAUUGAUGCUGAGGUCGUUUCUAAGUUCGAAGAUUCCGUGAAAUGCCGACCGAGCCUUGACCCAAUCCCAGAGAUCCCGGCUGCUGUAGGAGAUUACGAUCAUUCAAUCGAUGUGAGUUAUAAGCAUUCCGAGCCCGAAUUGCCAGUCAUCAAACACACUCUUGAACGGAGGCCGUCUUUUUUGGAUUCAAUAUCGGAAAGGAGGUCUUCAUCUCCAUCUUUCCUUUCUUCCCCGUUGACGCGAGUUGACGUGGAGCAUUCUAGGCCGGUUUCCCAUAAACCUGCUGGACGCGAACUUUCCCAAUCCUCCACCGUUUACCAGGACUCUAAAAGUCUUCAGAGUGGGUCGUCUGUUAUUCUGCCAGCUAUCAGUCUUAGGCGACAGAAAGAGACAGGAGCUAGUCCUAAAAUUCCUCCUCUAGAACAACCUCACUCAAUAUUUGGAGGCCCUUUCGGACUUGGGGGCGACCAUGAUGUGAUGGUAUCUCCUCCACGAACCCCACUUGCGACGAUAAAAGAACAUGUUCCAACAGACUCUCCGCGCAAUGCGCGUAACCGCGAGCUUUCUGACGUUGGAUCGCGUGACAGAGGAGUGAAAGCUGCCCGGCAUACAGAAAACCCACACCCUGCAUUUGGGCCAAAGCAUGUGUCACCACCACGUAAAUUCAAUCAUGCUUCAACGCCAUCACAUUCGAGCAGUGAUGCGGCGGCAGAUAGAGGUUUAGCGUCCCAGCUAGACACUUUGGAUAUCCCGAAAAAGGGGCGUGUUGAUCGGUUCCCCACCAGCCAAAGACGGUCUCCAGGUAACCCGCAUCCCCACGAGUGGACAACAUCACCCGAACAUAGGGAAACCUCACAAUCUCUCAGCGUUGGCAGCACAGUCUCUUCGGGAGGUUCUCCAGUUCCAGGGCUGCGUCGAGUGCCCAGCACUAGCAAUACAGACCUUAGGGCAGCUAGCAAACACGACAAAAUCACUAGAUCCAUGUCACGUGACUCCGAACGCGACUUGGAGGGCAUUGCUUCGUCAAGUCAUUACGACCCGGUCAUUGACAAAGGAAAGCGACCGGUGCGUGGCAUGGAGGAUGUCUACGAGGGUUGGGGUGACGUGCCCGGCAGUUCCCCGCGUUCGCCAACCCGCCCACAUAGCAUGCGGAGACGACGCAGCUUGCAACAUCUCCAGGACCUCGAAACCCGCGUCGACCAUCUCGUAUCUGAAAAUCGCCUACUUUCCACCCAAAAAGCCAACGUAGAGAAAUUCCUCGAAUCCCAGACCAUCGCCCAGAGACAGGCGGAGCGAGCACUACAAACACGUGACCAGGAUAUCUGCAGCAAGGACUUGGAGAUUCUACAGCUGAAGAACACUUUGGAGUGGUUCAAGAAGGAAAUUGCGCGCUUAAUAGAGACAAAUGAUGUGCUUACGGCAACUAAUACUGGGCUGGUGGCCUCGCAUGCGUCCGAAAUGAGGCAGCACGCUGAAUCCAAGCAACAUCUAUUCGAGUCACAACAAGGUUUAAGGGAACUUCAGGAUGAACACUCUCAGCUGUCUGCCGGCCUGGAAGGGAUUGUACAGAAUGAGAUAAAUAAUAUCUUGGCGGAGAAGAAUGCUGAACUUGAACACUUGCGUUCUGAACUAGCCAACGCGCGGGACAAGGUCAAGGAACUUCAAAUACAGAUCAUGGAGACCAUGGCUGACGAUGUGCUCGUUUUUCGGGAUGAAGAUUACUUCGAUGCACAAUGUCAAAAGCUUUGCCAACAUGUACAACAGUGGGUGUUGCGGUUCUCCAAGUUCUCGGACAUGCGGCUGUGUCGACUUACCAGCGCACUCCGCGACGAGAAAGUCACAGCGCGGUUCGCAAAUGCCAUCCUUGAUGGCUCAGAUGUCGAUACAUACCUUUCCGAUCGUGUUCGACGAAGAGACGUGUUUAUGUCAGUGGUGAUGACACUGGUUUGGGAAUACAUCUUCACUCGGUAUCUCUUUGGUAUGGAUCGGGAACAAAGACAGAAAUUAAAGACCUUGGAAAAGCAGCUGAGUGAGGUAGGACCACCAAGUGCCGUCCAGCAAUGGAGAGCUACGACGCUCGCACUUCUUGCUAAGCGACAAGCGUUCCAUGAACAGCGUUCCAGUGACACCGAAGCAGUGGUGCAGGAAAUCUAUUAUACUCUUUCCAAGCUGCUACCCCCUCCGCGCGACUUAGAAAGUACAAUACUGGAGUCAUUGCGGAACGUCAUGCGAGCAGCGGUGGAUCUUUCUAUCGAAAUGCGCACGCAACGGGCAGAGUACAUCAUGCUGCCACCUUUACAACCAGAACACAAUGCCAACGGCGAACUAGCCCGCAAGGUACACUUCAAGGCCGCUCUAAUGAAUGAGCGAAGCGGCGAGACAACGUCGAACGAAGAGCUCGAGGCACAAGAAGCGGUUGUGAGGAUAGUGCUGUUCCCGCUCGUGGUCAAGAAGUGCAGUGACGAAGGGGACGGCGAUGAAGAGAUUGUGGUGUGUCCAGCGCAAGUGCUUGUUGCGCGACCGGGGAAGGAUAAGAAGGUGGUGAGGGUGCUUAGUGGGGACCGGAUGUCUAUUGACCAGACAAACCAGUCGAUACAGAGCCAUCCGUCCAUCAGCAUAGAUCCGGGCAACGUGAUAUGA
This is a messenger RNA of Paracoccidioides brasiliensis Pb18, 8685 nucleotides long. RefSeq lists its product as uncharacterized. The coding region runs from base 1 to 8685 and encodes 2894 amino acids. The transcript is spliced from 2 exons. The record is from RefSeq and is a predicted model, not a curated record.